AUGGAUGACAGUCUUACUCUUAAAUCAUUCUCAGCAUCUAGUCUUUGUCGAUGUUUGGUUUUCAACAAUGUCAGUGCCUCACAUAAAUAUGUGGUUGCAAAGGGCAUCAACACUUUCAGUGCCUGCUUUGACAAUCUUGGAUACUCCACCACUGCUAAAGCCCAGAAAUCCACGAAUUUACAGGACUAUCCACCAUCUCCGUAUUUUAUUCUCCUUACCUUUUGGCUACGUAGUACCGGUCUGGUAAGAACAGUGGCGACAUGUAGAUGGCCUCCAUUACUGAGAGCCACACCUUGCCGUGCUUUAAUUGAUGAGCCGAUUGCUCUGAAGGUUUUUCAUCUGCCACAAAGCUUCCCUGUGACCAUGAGAGCACGAAUGACAUGUGAGGAUGGACAUUUAUGGCAGUCUGUCUCUUACUACCACUCUGAUGAGGAUGGAGUUGUAGACUUGACAAAGCACCCCUCUGUCGGUGGUUCAUAUGUUGGCUGUGAACCCAUGGGUCUGUUUUGGAGUCUUCAGCCUGCGUCUGGAAAAAAAAGUCUGAGAUUAAGAAAGAAGCAUGUGGAGUCUCCGUACACAGUUGACGUAUCUGUCCUGGAAGGUCACUUUUCUCCUCUUAAUUUCUCCAAAGAUGAAGAGACUAGCAGAGAGCAUGUGCUGGCUUCUGUCUCACUUCAGCGCUGGUACAUGGCGCCAUACGUGAGAAGGAUCGAAAUACAGCAAAACGGAGUGGUGGGGACUCUAUUUCUUCCUCCAGGUCCUGGUCCAUUUCCUGCAGUUUUAGAUCUGUGGGGUUUGGCUGGAAGCCUCAUGGAGUAUCGUGCUGCUCUGUUUGCCUCACAUGGUCUGGCUUGCAUGACUAUAGCCUACUUUGGUCAUAAAGACCUUCCUGGACCCUCUAAACGCAUCAAUGUGGGAGACUCAUACUUCAAGGCAGCAUGGCAGAUUCUAUGUGAUCACCCACAGGUGUGUGAGGACCGGAUUGCCAUCACUGGGAUUUCAUUUGGAGUCUUUGUAGCGCUACGGAUCGCAACAUCACUUCCAGUCAAUCCGAGGUGUGUGGUUUGCAUCAAUGGACCAUUCUGCAACACCAGCAAGUUAUUCGAUGAGAAUGGAGAGAAUAUUAAGGACGAGGAGCAAAAACACUGGAACAUAAAUGACCAAGGCUAUGUGAGUUUCAAGGAUGGCUGCUUACCCUGUAAUGUUCCACCUGAAAACUUUAUUCAGGUUGAGAAGGUGCGCUGUCCUCUGCUGUUCAUUGUUGGAGAGGAUGAUUUAUGCUGUCCAUCUGUGGAGAAUGCAGAUGAGGUCGAAAGACGACUACGGAAAGCAGGGAAAUCUCACCUGUUUACUCAAGUGUCGUACCCUGGAGCUGGUCAUUUGAUCGAGCCACCAUACACACCCACUGUCCCAAUCUCCAUCUGGCCAAGUCAACCUCCUCAAUAUAUGAUCCAGUGGGGAGGAAAUCUAAAGCAACAUGCAGCUGCGCAGGAGGACUCAUGGCAGAGCAUCCUGACAUUUCUGCAAAGUAACCUAAGAGGAUAGCACAAGGCAUUGUGUUGAACAUAUCCUGUUUGCCUCUUGUGCAAUAAGAUGUGUCUUACUUUGUUAGCUGGACCGAAAUGCAUUAAAUGGCCAUAUGUUAAGGACACCAAGCCGGGGACAUUCUUCUUUGUUUUUCGGCUGUUACCUUUGAGGAGUCGUCACAGCGAAUCAUCUGCCUCCAUCUACCCCUAUCCUCUGCAUCUUCUUCUCUCACACCAACUAACUUCAUGUCCUCCCUCACUGCAUCCAUAAAUCGCCUCUUUGGUUUUCCUAUAGACCUUCUGCCUGGCAGUUCCAACCUCAGCAACCUUCUACCGAUAUAUUCAUCAUCUCUCCUCUGAACAUGUCCAAACCACCUCAAUCUGGCCUCUCUGACUUUAUCUCCGUAACAUGGGUUGUCCCUCUGAUGAACUCAUUCUUGAUCCUAUUCAUCCUUGUCACUCCCAAGGAGAACCUCAACAUCUUUAGCUCUGCUACCUCCAACUCUGCCUCCUGUCUUUUCUUCAGUGCCACUGUCCCUAAGCCGUAGAGCAUCGCUGGUCUCAACACUGUCCUGUACACCUUUCCUUUCAUUCUCGCUGAUAAUCUUUUAUCGCACAACACACCUGACACUUUUCUCCACCCAUUCCAACCUGCCUGUACCGCCCUCUUCACCUUCUUUCCACGCUCUCCAUUGCUCUGAAUCGUUGAUCCUAAGUACUUAAAGUACUGCACCUUCUUUACCUCUUGAUGCAGACCCACCUCCACCUCAAACUCUUCUGUAACACCUACAGCACAUCUCACUACGGUCUUACAGCUCUCAUACAUGUCCUGCACCACUCUAACAUACUUCUCUGCCACUCCAGACUUCCUCAUACAACACCACAGCUCCUCUCUCGGCACCCUGUUGUACGCUUUCUCUAAAUCUACAAAGACACAAUGCAACUCUUUAUUACCUUCUCCAUCAGCAUCCGCAAAGGAAAUACUGCAUCUGAUGUACUCUUACUAGGCAUGAAAUCAUAUUGCUGCUCACAAAUGCUCACCUCUGCCCUUAACCUAGCUUCCACUACUCUUUUCCACAGCUUCAUUGUAUGGCUCAUUAGCUUUAUACCUCUAUAAUUGCCACAGCUCUGCACAUCUACCUUGUUCUUAAAAAUCGGCACCAAUACACUUCUCCUCCAUUCCUCUGGAAUCCUCUCACUCUCCAAGAUCUUGUUAAACAAACUAGUCAGAAACUCUACUGCCACCUCUUCCAAGCACUUCCAUACCUCCAAAGGUAUGUCAUCAUGACCAACAGCCUUUCCACUCUUCAUCCUCUUCAACGCCCUUCUCACCUCACUUUUACUAAUAUUUGCUACUUCCUGUUCCACAACAGUCACGUCUUCUACUCUUCGUUCUCUUUCAUUUUCCUCAUUCAUUACCUUUUCAAAGUACUCCUUCCAUCUUCCCAUUACCCUCCUGGCAUCUGUCAGAACAUUUCCAUCUCUAUCUUUAAUCACUCUAACCUGCUGCACAUCCAUCCCAUCUCUAUCUCUAUCCCUCCUGCCUCGCCAACCUGUACGGAUCCACCUCUCCCUCCUUACUAUCCAAUCUAGCAUACAAGUCCUCAUAUGCUCUUUGAUUGGCCUUUGCCAACUCUACCUCCACCUUACGCUGCAUCUCCCUGUAAUCCUGUCUACUCUCUUCAGUCCUCUCAGAGUCCCACUUCUUCUUAGCUAGCCUCUUUCCCUGUAUACACUCCUGGACUUCAUCGUUCCACCACCAAGUCUCCUUGUCCACUUUGCUCUUUCCUGAUGAUACACCAUACCGUCCUACCUGUCUCCCUGAUCACAUUGGCUGUAGUUGUCCAGUCAACUGAAAGCACAUAGCUGGUCUCAACACCACCAUUCUGUGUUGUCUGGCUACACUCUCCCCUACCAACACUUUGCAGUCACUGAUCUCUUUUAAAUUACAACGUCGACACAAGAUGUAGUCCACCUGAGUGCUUCUGCCUCCACUCUUGUAUGUCAGUCUAUGUUCCUGCCUCUUCUAGAAGAAAGUAUUUACUACUGCCAUUUCCAUCCUCUUUGCAAAGUCCACCACCAUCUGUUCUUCUACAUUCCUGGCUUGAAGACCAAACCUGCCCAUCACAUUUUUAUCACCUCUGUUCCCUUACCAACAUGUCAAUUGAAGUCUGCACCCUGCAUCCUAAGCUUCUAGCCUUGCUACCUUUCCAUCUGGUCUCCUGGACGCACAGGAUAUCCACCUUCCUUCUCUGCAUCUUAUCAACCAACUCUCUUGCCUUCCCUGUCAUAGUCCCAACAUUCAAAGUCCCUACUAUCACUCCUAAACUCUUUUGUUUCCUUUUCUCUCUCUGCUUUUGAACACGCCUUCCUCCCCUCCUUUUUCGACCAUCAGUAGCCCAAUUUCCACCAGCACCCUGUAGGUCAACAGCACCGGUGGCGGUCGUUGUUAACCCAGACCGCGACCGAUCCGGUAUGGAAAUUAUAUUUGUGAUUCGCAUCAUUGAUUUGGCAACGUUUUACGUCAGAUGCCCUUCCUGACACAACCCUCUGCAUUUAUCCAGACUUGGGACUGGCACAAGAAGACACUGGAUUGCGCCCCCCGUGGUUGCAUUCCUUACCAAAACUGCGCUCUAGAGAAAGGCGUUUAUCAAAUGCUUUAAAUAUUCUUAGAUGAAAAGUACAAGGGCCGUUCAAUGCAAACUGGGACUUUUGAUUGUGCAAAAUAAUAAAACAAUUAUUAGAGUAAAAACUUUAUUAAAAAUGUUUUAUUAUUAUUAUUCACUUUACUAUAUUUUCUAUACUAUGCCCUUUAACACUAAUUGCCUUAUCCCAUCAAGUUAGAAAGAUUUCUUAGUACGCCGGAGCCAUGAUCAGACUGUGUGCUCCAUGUCUCUACCUCCUAGGAAAUCCAUUAAUGGCCCAAACAUGUGGAAAUAGAUUAGAGCGAGUUCGGGACUGGAUUAGAGAUGUGGCAAUAACUCACUUUAUGUCCUACAUGUAUCCACCCUUAUUAUUAAUCAUUUCAAUUAUAUCUAUGUCUAAACUUUAACAUUUAUAUUACUUUUAGUGUAAUAUAUAACUCUAUGGUGCAAUACAUAUAUAAAACCCUAUAAGUCGAAUAUACAAUGUGUGCAAUACAGCCUCUGAAAGUGUGCAAUACACUAUGUAUAGUUUAUGUCUAAAUUCCUGCAUAAUAUAUCUCUGACUGCUCUUAUUUAUAUUCAUGUAUAUACAUAUUUGCAUCCUCAUAUUUAUACUACUAUGCUAUCUCUGUGGCUUAAACGGGACCUGGGUCCUAAUUUCGGACCAGAACAUGGAAGUGUGCUGGUGUGACAAUAAAGAAUCCUUGAAUCCUUGAAUCCUUGAAUUUAUACCACCAACAAAUCUGGGUUUCUUCACAUUAAGGACAGCUGUAAGAAAUGGGCUGUGCCAGGUUUACAGUCCAAACACCAGACUAUGCACCAUCAAGACCAAACUGUAUCAAAAUGAAUAUCUUCAACAAAGUAAUUUGUUUUAAGAUGAGUGUUUAUUGAGACAUAAGACAUGACUUAGCACCCCCAGAAGAAAUACAUUUUUGUUUGUUUGUUUGUUUCCCAGCUCUUCAAUAUCAUAUCCACCCACUUCCAGAUACAGUGCAUGAGUUUAUAGACAUAUAUGAGCUCAUAAGAUUUUACCAAUUCUCAGUGAUUCCUAGGUAAAAGAGAGUGUGUAGAGCCUCAUGAGUAUUUAAAGUCACCAGACAAUUUUUUUAUUAUUAUU
Molecule: messenger RNA, 5288 nt
Organism: Clarias gariepinus (North African catfish)
Lineage: Eukaryota; Metazoa; Chordata; Actinopteri; Siluriformes; Clariidae
Product: acyl-coenzyme A amino acid N-acyltransferase 2-like
Exons: 12
Coding region: 1-1545 (514 amino acids)
Biological process (GO): acyl-CoA metabolic process; fatty acid metabolic process
Molecular function (GO): fatty acyl-CoA hydrolase activity
Source: RefSeq, a predicted model, not a curated record